AUGUCUCGAGAAGGAGUCGAGUCCAAGGCGGGGGCUGUCACUCCAGUUGACGGCCGCCAGGGCUUCCUUGAGCCGCGCCAACUUCAUGUGCCAGAGACCGUCCUCGGGGGCGCUCGGAGAUGGAAUACAAGGGACCUGGGAUCAAGGCUGGCAGUCGAUGUGGUUAGUGCUGCAACUGCUGGUGCCCUCAUAUGUCCGAUGAUCACCAUUAUCGACAAGUCGAUUAUUGAGAAAGCAGCAAAGGGUAUAUCAAUCCAAUCGAGUUUGGCCUCAUCGUUAAAGGGCAUGAUAACAAAACCCCAUCGAUUCCUCACUUCGACUCCCUUCCUGCUCAUUUACACCCUCUACUCAUCCACCUACCUCUCUGCCAACCUGAUCGACACUGCCGUGUCCACCAUGGAAGAUAAGGCUUACAACAAUGUAUCCACUGGAUUCAUGAAAUUCCUAACCACGGCCAUGGUGAACAUGUCAAUAUGCGUGUAUAAAGACUCCCGGUUUGUUAAGAUAUUUGGAACCCAAGGACAAGGAAACAAGCCCUCAUCAGCAUCCGCACAGGCCCCGACCGCUGCUGCCGUGACUCCACAGAUCAAAGCAGCGGCCGCCUGCCUACCGCAAAGCGCACCAAAGAUUCCAAUAACAUCAUAUGGUCUCUUCUGCUUCCGUGAUAGUAUCACCAUCUUUGCCUCCUUCAAUCUCCCGCCCAUAGUAGCCAGAUACGUACCAGAUGCGGUUGCAUCAAAUCCGAAGUCGAAAUAUGCCAUUGCUCAAUUCGCCAUCCCGGCUUCUAUCCAGCUAAUCAGCACGCCCUUCCACUUGUUAGGACUGGACCUCUAUAAUCGCCAGCCUCCCGGCGGGUUACCAGCAGCUGAUAGAUGGGCUCGCGUGAAGAGAGACUGGGUCCCAAGCUGUAUUGCUAGAAUUGGACGAAUUCUGCCAGCCUAUGGUGUUGGUGGCGUGGUGAAUACAAGAAUGAGAGAAAGAUUUAUGAGCUCUAUUGACCCGGGGCAGAGAUCUUAA
This is a messenger RNA of Trichophyton benhamiae CBS 112371, 1017 nucleotides long. RefSeq lists its product as uncharacterized. Gene Ontology annotation, cellular component: mitochondrion. NCBI's taxonomy places the organism in Eukaryota, Fungi, Ascomycota, Eurotiomycetes, Onygenales, Arthrodermataceae. The transcript has 2 exons. The record is from RefSeq and is a predicted model, not a curated record. Bases 1 to 1017 code for a protein of 338 amino acids.